This is a messenger RNA of Opisthorchis viverrini, 180 nucleotides long. RefSeq lists its product as hypothetical. Bases 1 to 180 code for a protein of 59 amino acids. The record is from RefSeq and is a predicted model, not a curated record. The transcript has 2 exons. NCBI's taxonomy places the organism in Eukaryota, Metazoa, Platyhelminthes, Trematoda, Opisthorchiida, Opisthorchiidae.
AUGGUGCGUGCACGCCUGACAGCGCUGCAAGCCAACUCCCGCAGCCGUGUGAAUGUCUACGGGAAGCUCUCUUCUGAGUUCACCUCGUCAAGUUGUGUGAGACAGAACUAUCGUCUUUCAUAUUUCCUCUUCAACUUCGUCAUUGAUAUGAUCAAAAGAAAACUUACUAUCAGCCUCUAA